Messenger RNA from Symbiodinium pilosum, 1008 nucleotides. The record is from the annotation of a GenBank genome assembly. NCBI's taxonomy places the organism in Eukaryota, Dinophyceae, Suessiales, Symbiodiniaceae.
AUGUCGCGCGACCCUCGCCGAACAGCCUGGCGCGAGGAAAUGAGGCCCAUGAAGCUGGACAAGGGCUCCCCCUUGCCCAAGCCCGACCGCCAUGAGCGCCAGCCGGCGUCGAGUCCAGUGACGGCCUUCUUGCGCGAAGUUGGCCUCAUCCAGUAUGCUAGGGUCUUGAAGCAUCAUGGCUUUGACGACAUGGAGACGCUGAUGAGUAUUCAGGAUGAGCACAUGCGCGAGAUGAGCAUUCCCACUGGCCACAUUCUCAAGCUCAAGAGGCGCCUCCACGAGUACGCCUUGCAGGUGCGCCAGCACCAGAAAGAGUCGCGCCAGUCCAGUCAGAUGCCACUGCCACGAUUCAAAGGCGCAGACAUGCACUCUGAGUCGUACACCACCGUGCAGAUGAGUUGGCUGAAGCUCAAGGAGAGUGGCUUGAGCACGGUUGGUGGCCUCUUCUACCGGAAGUUCUUUGCCCUAGAGCCCGAUGCAAAGCAGCUCUUCCCGCUUAGCAUGCGCUGGCGCUACAAGGACUGGGAUACGGACGAGGAGGAGAAUCCCGACGAUCCCACGCACUCGCCAGCUUUGAGGAACCUUUGGGCAAAGUUCAUCAGCGUGGUGGGAAGUGCUGUGGCAGGGAUCCAGGAUGGUGGCCGGCUGGUUCCGAUGCUACAACAGCUAGGCAUGCGCCAUGCCAGCUACGGACUGAAACCAGGGUACUUCCACCUGGCUGGAAAGAUCUUGGUUGAUGUGAUUGGAGAGUGGCUGGGUGACUCCUUCACAAAGGAGGUGGAGAAUGCUUGGGUCAUGGUUUCAAGUUUCAUGAUCGCCACCAUGCUGUCUGGCUACAACAUGGCGCAGAAGAACAUUCAGGAGACAGAGCAGCAUUUGCGUUUGCACCUGGCGGCUGUGUCAGACGAAUCCGAUGCUGAGAGCACGCGUAUUGGGGAGACAGAGAUUGGCACGGAGAUAGGCUCUCGGCAGAUCACCGCAGAGGAUGAGGAUGUGCUGGGUGCCUAA